GCAACCGCAUCAACAACAGCCAAGCUCUGCCUAAAACCCCCAAUCUUCACCUCUUCAGGUUCAGGGAACCAAAUGGUUUGCUGCGAUUUCUAAUGCAUCUGCUCUGCAUUGCAGCAUCCGGUGAGAAUGCAGGAUUCGAAGAUUCCCCUUUCGGAUGAAUUUUCGAUUCCCAAGUCACGGAAGAAGAAAGUCACAGCCCAGAAAGGCCCCUUGUUUCAGGUACAAGGGAAUGAUGUAAAUGGGGCACCUUCUCUUCCUGUGAAAGCAGGGAACAAACCAUCGAAAAGAAACUUGAAGAGGGAAGUUUCUCCAAUGGUACAGCAAUCAGAGAGGUCAAACUCGAAUUCGUUGCCUGAUUCAUCUACUUCUGGAAGCAAGUAUCGUGAGCUAAGGCUUAAGUACUUGAUGAUGGAGGAAGAGAGUUUUGCUGUGGGGAAAGAUCUACGAGAUGUUGAGGAAGAGGUUAAGACCCUUGAGGAGGAGAAGUUUGCACUCUUGGACCAGCUUGUUGUGUUGGAAGGCCUCGUUGAUCCUUCAGAGUUGCACCCCCAGGGUCUGCAUUCAUCAUAGUUUAUGCCUUUGUAUCAUUGUGUAUGAUUUAUUGGCAACAUGUAUAAUAUGAUAUAAAGUCUCAUAGAUUAGGGAACAGUUAUUGUUAAACUUCAAAAAGAUUGUAUCCAGUUCCUUUCAGGAACUCGUAAUAUGUAUUUGACUGCCUCACGUAUAAUGUUUGAUUAGAUAUUUUGUUGUUGCC
Fragaria vesca subsp. vesca is the source of this 754-nucleotide messenger RNA. RefSeq lists its product as uncharacterized. The transcript has 2 exons. Lineage: Eukaryota; Viridiplantae; Streptophyta; Magnoliopsida; Rosales; Rosaceae. The record is from RefSeq and is a predicted model, not a curated record. The coding region runs from base 127 to 570 and encodes 147 amino acids.